AGUCUUUCUUCAGAGAAACAGUUCUUAGGCCCAAAUCCCGAAAACAAAGGCAGCUUUGUUAAAAAGUGGCAUCAAACUAGGUAAGUCAGUUACAGUUUUAAUAUAAAAGAACCUUAACUACAUCAUUGGAAAAGAGAAAGACAAAUUAUUUGUGAGAAUAAUUAGGCGAUCGCGCGACGCGUGAUUGUCGAGAGAGCAUUAAGUUGGAUGGGCAGAUAAAACUUUGACUGACAGCCAUACAAUAAAUCUUAAUCAGAGAUCGGUCGAUUGUGAAAUAUACUUCGAAAACAUCUAGGAAAACCGUUCUUAACAGCUUGUUCUCUCUAAGUAUGAGCUCACGUAGAUAAUGGAGAUCAAUACAACUCCAAAUUAAAGGAUUUUGAGACUUAACACUAAAUAAAAACCCACACAAACCUUCGUACCGAAGACCCUCGACGGUAAAGUAGAGGAAUUCGUCGUUAUUUGUCGCAGAUUCUGCCAUUCAGCGAAUCCGCGAAAAAUACCCAUGCAGCUUACUUUGCCGCCAUUUUGCAAUCUCCUCUCCAGUUCCCUAUCGGUUAGUUUCCAUAGCGACCAAGACAUGUAGCGCCAUAUUUUGAUCCUCUAGUUAUUUGAGAGAUCAACCCUCAGAAAACAGAUGUAACGACCAUGAUUGCAAGCUUGCAGGCUUAAAAUUGAAUAAUAUCUACUUAUAUUGGUAUUUUAUGCGACGACGAAUCCGCAUGUGAACUAGAUUUGCGAUGAUGCCGAAGUCAAGAAGAAAAGAGAAAUUUCAGUUCUUGAAACAAAUUCUUGAAGAUUCCUCCGCAAGCGAUUUGGAAGUUGAUGGAAAGAAAAACAUCACUAAAACAUCCACAAAGAGCGAUGGAAGUUCUCAAACAGAAAAUGUGAAAAAAGUAAAAGAUAAGGCAGCGCCGGUUGGAACAUACCCUGUGUUGUUCAAGAAGACUUCUAGAAACAAGAGUUGUCAAACGAGGUUGUCUUCAUUUCCUCUUUUUCCACUACCAGAGGAAACAGAAUGGAUCAGUGAUGAAGAAGGUGAAAGGAAGAAAAAACCUCUAGUUGCUAGGAAGAAGAAGAAGCAAAUCAGAUCUGUUUCCAAGAAUGCAAACAAAGAUACUAUGAAACAGGAGGAUGAAACUAAAAAAAACGACAGCAAAGUGAAAAAUCCUGAUGGAACAAGAAAAAGCUUCAGAUCAGAGCAUCAACUGAAAGACACUGAUAACCCAGUUCUAAAGACCUGGCUUCAUAAAAAAGCCAUAGUGGCUCGCAAGCAGAAAAAGCUGGAAAGACAGGAAAAACGUGCAAAAAGGGCUGCCCUGCAAGAGGAGGCCCGUAUUCAAGCUGAAAGGGCUUUAGAGUCCAUGGAAAGGGUUGGUUUAUGGCUAAGAAGGAAACGUAAACAGGCAAAACUAGAAUGGAGGAAAAGUCACACCAAGGUCACACCUCAGCAAGGGGAUGGCAGCUUACACCCAGGUGAAUCUUCUCUACUACCAUCCCCUGAGUAUAGGGUUGUCAAGAGUUUUAAGUGUAAAGCCCCAUCAUCUGAUUCUAAGACAGGGAAUGUGUCUGAGGAUAAAAGUAAAUCAGUGUCUAAAUCUGUGCCAAUGACUAAAGAAGCUUCCUCAGCACCCCUUGUUGAUGAUAAAAGUUUUAGUAAAGAGAAGAUACUUCUUGAUAUGAAAGGUGAAUUAAAUAACGUAGGAAACACUGCAAAUUCUGGAAAGCAGCGUCCAAAGACUGCUAUGGAUCACACAGAACCAAUGUCCACUUCUAGUCCAAAAACAGCCACAAAAAGACCAAAAACAGCCAAGGAAAGGUCCAUCAAGAAUGCUGACACUAAGGCAAAAGCAACUAGUUCUGCAUCCAGUCAUGACACAUCGAAAAAAAUGCAGGCUUUAAGUUACAAUGAAUGGUUGAAAUUGAAACGAAAUAGUGACAAGGAAAAAAUAAUUAAGAAGAAACAGGAUUUGAUAGAUUCUCACUUAGAAGCAGUCAUCAAAGAACUUGGAAAGAAAAGGGUAGAAAAAAUUAUGUCUCCAAGAAAACAAGUGGAUACAGGUUUGAAAAGAAUUUCCCGCUCCUCUGAGCAGUUAGCUCAGACAGAUAGCUCAAAGCUCAACAAAGCCAACCCAUAUCGAUGGGUUUUGAGAAAACAACCCCGUCCUGAGCCACAAGGUUGUGACUUUUCAGAAAGCCAUAGCACUGACUUUGGUACAAGUGUAUCUGGUGAACUCAAUGUGGAGGUUAACAAUGAUAUUAGUGGUGUAGAACAACAUCAAAUUUGUCAAGAAGUGAACAACACAUGUGAUGAACUCAAACCUUCAAUAGAGAAGGUUAAGGCUAUUCUUGAUUCAGAAAUAAAGAAGGUCAGAGAAUCUGGAAAAGGUUUGCAUAAGCCCAUAGAUUCGCCAGUUUCAUCUUCAACAAAACCUGAGGAGUCCACCAUAAAGGAACUGAGACCAUCACGACCUAUGUCUGCAAGGCCUUCCUCUGCAAGACCAAGAUCAGCACAACCUCUCGCCACAAAACCUGGUAGCACUCACCUGACAAAGGAACAAACAAAAAAGAUUGCAGAAGACCUUGAUGUACUUGGAAUUUGUGACAGUGAAUCAUCAGAAACAGAUGAACUUGAAAAAGAAACUGUUGUUGAUGCUGAGAGGGGAACAAAAUCAACAGUAAGAGAGAACUAUUUUGACUAUGGAAGUGAUGUUGAUCCACCUACAAUCCAACCACCAGAAUUUGUCCAAUAGCCACUGAAAACCAAACAUUGCUGAAUCCAGAUAAAUAAGAUACCUCUACUGUUGUCAGCUUCACUUCCACUUCUUUUAAGGGAAGCAAAAGGUGCUUUGAUAACACCUCAUAGAUCAUCCGUUUGUUUAUAACACAAUGCAAAAGGGAUGUUGCCUCAGGCCUUUAGCAGGCAUUUGCAAAGACAAGGGAAUAAUGAUUUCCCUAUACACAACUACAUAGAGACAUAAUCAUUCCAAGUCUACCCUAUCAUUACACUAACAUGUCUCUUUAAGAUAAGAGCCAUUUAAAAGAUUGUAAAUUAAAAUUUUUUUAUUUAAAAGUUGUACAUUGAUUUUAUGUAACAUUUAAUAUAAGAUUAAAAAUGUAUUUCAUGUGAGAUAGGUGAUAAGCUUUGUGCAUUGAAGUGAAAUGUUUGAACCAAAGCAACAGUUUAGGGCCCAGUUGUGUGCAGGCUGAUUGGUGCCAAACAGAGAUCAAAUUUAAACCCAGGCUUUUUUUAAGCCUUUGUUCAAAGGCCUUUCUGGAUAAUUUACUCUAUUAUUUUUCAAGCAUCUGAUUACUGUGGAUUAUCUCAAUAGUAAUCUCAGUAGUAAUAUGGACCAAGGAUGAUAUAACUCUUUUUAACUGGGAGUCAGUACAGUUUGCUUAUAUCUUGUGGUUUUCUCAUUCCUUAUGAAUUUUCAGCUCUGGCUCACCCACACUGCUCUUUAACUGUCUAACUCCCAGAAGUGAUUAACCUGUAACUUCUCCUUAGGGAAGGUACAUUUUUUUCUUGGGGGGGGGAGGGCUGGGGAAUUUUGGUAUUUUUUCCAAAAGAAAGUGUUGGCCCUCCCUCAUGUUUUGAUUAAAAAACUCCUGACCCUCCCCCCCCCACUUUUAGGUGACUGACAAAAGUGUGACCCUCCCCUCACUACCGAAUUAAAAGAAACAAGUUGAAAAGAAAAAACUUAGUCUGUUAAAGAAAAAUGGAAAAUAACAUCACAAAAAUCCCCAUUAAAAAUUCUGGAAAAGAUGUGACCCUCUCUUUGAAUAGCUGAAAAAGAGGGUAUGGCCCUCCCCCUUUGGUGCUCGCUUUCACUGAUGACCCUCCCCACUGAGGCCCCAGCCCUCCCCCCAUCAAGAAAAAACAUACCUUCCCUUACAACAUUCAAACAUCCAACAAACAGGUAAUGAGAAUACUCAAACUUAUCAAGUAGUUGUUGUUUUGAUUUAACACCAAAUUCUCCUAACUUAUUUGCAAAUUGUGUAGCUACUAGAGGGGAGAAUUAAGAAACAGAUCAUGGGAGUUAAAGGGUUAAUCCUUCAACCCUUUGACUAACAUCUUCCAGUAAUUUCCCCCUACAAUAUAUCCCCUGAAUUACACAUUGAGGUCAUGAGAAUAAAGGAAAUGAUCACCAACUUAAGAAGAUAUUGAUUGUUAAACAGAUUCUCCUUGUCAGCACCUUUGGAAACGUAUAGAGAACAGUAUGGAGAAUAUGCAUAAUGAUUUUGUGUUGUUAAAGGAGUAAAUCAUCCUCACAGUAUGGUGACAAUGAUUUUUAAUAUUCCAACAUGUCAAUUUUUUUCUUUUAUUUCCCCUGAAAGAGUAUGUUAAAUUUAGAAGCCCUAUGGGUUAAGAAAGUAAUCAGCAUGUUAAUUCAUUCAUUAAGAUUAAUUCUGGUUGACAGAUUUUUAAUGCAGAUAAAAGGAUUUGAGGCGUUAAUUGUAUUCAAACAAGACGACCUCAGUCUCUGUCUGUCUGCAACCAAACACUAAGGUGCUUGUUGCUUCAAUUUCUCGUCUAUGUUAUCAGACUUUGUGAGUUAACAUCGCUUAAUUGAAGCAGACAGCUUACUUCGAUAUCCCGGUAUGUGUGUACAUGUGUUUGUGGUCUCUGGUUAGAUCUAGACAGCUUGUGUGAAUAUCUAUCGCUCUUUAUUCAGAUCUGUUGCUUGUUGUGUUUUGCGGUGUGUCACGGUUUUCCAUGAGACAUUUCUUCUGCAUUACUUUUAUUGUGCAAAAUAGAUGAAGUGUUUCUUGCAAUCAGCUACAUGGAACUAUUUGCGACCUUAUUGAAAAUGAAGUUUCAGACGCUGUUUGAAACAACACUUCUCGGCCUGUCCGUUCGUACGUGAGUGCCUCCUUUGUCUCCUUUGCCAAGCGUAAUCUGACACUGGACAACCUACCUGCUCAGUGGAUUACGGGGAAUAAUCCCUGUUGAGUUUUUAAUCCUAAUAAAAUCGCCAGAUAUAUAACCUUUCAAACAUCUUGCGCUUGUAGUCGGCGAGGACCGGUAGCAGCCACUUAAAACGGGGAGGGGGGAGGGCAGGGGGAUUCCUUGCUGGAUGUGUGAGGGUGGUGUUGACAAAAGAAGCUUACUUUAGUAUCUUGAGACCCGUUCAAGAGUUUGGCAACAAAAUAAUUCGGAUAUUACAUACUUCCAACCAAAAUUAGAAAUACGAAGAGCUGAUCUGUUUUCCUCAAUAAUAACACCUCUGAUUUCUAACCAGCUAAAUGAUGAGUGACCCUGACUUCUCACAACCAAGGCACUUUAGUGACGUGGUGCUUUCUGUGGAGGGAACCAAAUUUCACGUCCAUAGGAGUACGCUGUCUAUGUGGUCCCCAGUGUUCGAGAAAAUGUUCACGUCCGAAUUCGUGGAGAGAGACGCAAAAGAGAUAACUUUGCCUGGGAAAAAAGCAGACGAGAUUGAAGUGCUGCUCAAGAUAAUGUACUCUCAAGGCAGAGCUCGUCAAAUAAGAGGUAGGCGAGUCUCUAUGGCAUAGCCUGCGGCAGGCUCAUAUUAUCAGGGUUGCUAAGGGUUGCAGGACGCGGGUUUCUGACCACGGGAAGAUUUGAAACGAGUCGAGGAGAAGUUUGUUGGGUUCUGGCACUAAUCUCGUUAUCCGUGCCAAACCGCUUGCCGACUCGCAUUGCUCAAACUUUCCCGCGGGCUAGGAAACACUCUUGCCGAAGCGCUGAUCAUUAAAGACCUGCUCGCAUAUUUGAUGGAUUACUUUUGGUGUGAAGAUCAGGACAUCGGGAUGGUGUCGGUCAACGCUUUGAAUUGACGAUGCAUCGGUGGUAGGUCGGUGCUCGACGAGUUAUUGAGCAUCACCGACAGACUACUGACGCAUCGUCCACACGUUUACGUACUGACACCAUCCUGAUGUCCUAUCCUUCACAACACGAACGCAUUUCCGUCACAAUACCGAGACCAUAACUGGCCCCUCCCUGUGUCCGCCACUGAACUCUCCUGUAAUGUUAGUCUGUUCUCCUUCGUCCUAAAUCAACGCGGAUACUUUGUGUGUCCACUGUCUUUAAGGUUAUUUAUGAUAUCGUUGUGUUUACAAUGAGUACUAAACAUGAAGAAAAAAAAAUAUUUAAUGAUUUAUUGCAAAUCAAUCCUCUCUGUAUUAGAAGAAAAUUGUCAAUUCCUGCUGGAACUGGCCGAGGAAUACCAGAUGGACACAGUUAAGGAGCUUUGCUGCGAAUACCUCUCUGGCAACGUACAGGAUACAACCUGUGUGAAGUUUUAUAUGAUUGCAGAAAGAUUUAGACUUGAUUCUUUGUUGAAAGAAACACUGCAGCAAACGAAAUAUCUGCCUUGGAGGACAUUGGAUCAGGACGCGUAUUUUGGUAAACUUCCCGACAAAACCAAACUAGAAAUCUGCAAAACAAGGAUACAGGAGCUUGAAAAGACUCUGGCUGAAUAUGUAAAUACAUGUUCAAGCCUUGUGGAUGCAGUGUAUAGAAAAGUUGCGGAGAAAGUUCAGACUACAGAGUGUGAUAAUUACGAGGUUCAUCGUUGCGGAGUGAGCGAACGUUUUAAGCUUUCUUGCAAGUGCUGUAGGAGGCGAGUUCAGUAUGCAGAAUGUGACUUGGAGUAUUGGAUUUUCAGAACACAGCUGAAAAAGUUGUUUGAUUUGGAACACUAUAAUAAAACAGCUCGGGAAUGUAAAGGCUGAAUAGUGUGAAAAAAUUAAACGCCAACCCGCAGUUUUGGAACAAAGCGGUCAAACGUCUGCGCAUGUGCAAGCGUCGUAAUGACUAAGGACUAAGUGGCUUGCUUUCAGGCUGUUACAAGUAAUCAUACUAGCCAGCGAGUCACGGUGUUUUAUAAGCGAAUUACUUGUUUGGUAAUUAAAAGCUCAAUACAGGACGGUAAUUCAACCGGAUACCCGUUCUUGAAUAAGCUUUGUGUUCGAAAAGUCUCGAGUUUUCCUUUUCCAUAAUUUUGUUUCCCGGCUGUACAGGAACAGUACAGGAAACAGCGUACAGCGGCUUGGUUAGGAUGUGUUUCCUAGAAAUUUUGCGCGGGAAAUUGGCGGCCAAAAUGAAUCCCCUCGCGCAUGCCUUUCGUUUCGACCGCUGUGCUCAGUGUUGGCU
Pocillopora meandrina is the source of this 7120-nucleotide messenger RNA. NCBI's taxonomy places the organism in Eukaryota, Metazoa, Cnidaria, Anthozoa, Scleractinia, Pocilloporidae. The record is from the annotation of a GenBank genome assembly.